Messenger RNA from Radiomyces spectabilis, 1524 nucleotides. RefSeq lists its product as uncharacterized. The record is from RefSeq and is a predicted model, not a curated record. The transcript has 5 exons. Gene Ontology annotation, molecular function: hydrolase activity, acting on carbon-nitrogen (but not peptide) bonds. Gene Ontology annotation, biological process: carbohydrate metabolic process. Lineage: Eukaryota; Fungi; Mucoromycota; Mucoromycetes; Mucorales; Radiomycetaceae. The coding region runs from base 1 to 1524 and encodes 507 amino acids.
AUGACAAGAUUAGGAACGAUUCUUCUUCAGUGUACAGUGGUGUGUUCUUUGCUGAUUCCAUUGGGUUGGACGGCCGACGAAAAUGGAGGUGCAUUUAGACACCGAAUGGACCAUGAUAGGCCCAACCACCAUGGCGCCAAAGAGCGACCCGAGUACCAUCGACAAGACCUGCCACACGGCGAUCCGCACGGUUACGUUCACCAUUUCAACGGAGGUCAUCGAACCGUUCUUAGUUACCGAUUAGCCAACUAUGAAAAGUCAACCGCAGCGCCCACUGACCCCACGAACCUUCCAAACCCCACGAGUCUUCAAACUACCAAGUCCGGCUCUGCUCCCGACGGCGUCUCACUCUAUGCCUCUCGUGCCCUUACAUCGGCGGUCCUGUUACCGAACCCACCACAGGCCAGCCCCACAGCCGACGCCGCCAUGGCCAAAGACUUGACGGUCCCUCCACCCGCACCAGUCGACGCCAAUGCCAAUGCCGACACCAACGCCAACGCCGACGCUCCUUCGGAUCAGCUAUCGUCGACUGAAAACGCUCAAGCUGAUCCGUCGCCUGCGGAAGAAGAUAUUCAAGCCGACCAAGGUCCCAGCCCGGCACGACCACCCGUAGCUCAAGUAACAGGUUGUCGAACGCACGGUCAAAUUGCCGUCACUUAUAGCGAAGGUCCCAGCGAUGCUACAGCGCGUAUUGUACGUCAAUUGAAUAAUGCGAAUGCUCGUGCGAAUUUCUUUGUGAAUGCCACUUGGUUGUAUACGCAACAGUACGCCAUGGUGUUGCAGAAUAUUUACAAUGCGGGCCACUUUAUCGGCAUGAUGUAUCGAGUGAAAAACGAUGAUUCGUCGUCAUUGACGGAUAAUGAAAUUCGCGACGAUAUCCUCAAGAAUGCACGCACCAUCGAAGCUCUCAUCAAAGUGUCACCGAAAUACGUUCGUCUUCAUUACACAAAGGCCCCCGACGCACGUACACAGAACAUUCUCAGUGACCUCGGCUUUAUCCUCGUGGGAUAUAAUCUCGACAGUCAGGAUUACUCGCACAAGGUCCCUGUCGGCCCCGGUUCCAUUCAGGAACUGUACAAGCAAACUUUCCAAAAACAAAAGGAAACCUACGACGCCAAAGGAUCCUUCAUCUCUGUCCAGUAUGAUAUUCCGGAUACAGGCGCUCUGGUUGCCGUCCCCCACAUGAUCAACACCAUUGAUGAAGAAGGAUACACCAUGGUUCGACUGGACGGUUGCUUGAACGAUCCGAAACCAUACAAGAAAGAUGCCUUGAGUAAAGAGUACGUGAGCGACAAGUUCUCGUUUGGUACGAAUGGUUAUCAUUCUGGGCAAAACCAUGUGGCCAAAGAUGUCAUUGAUGCUUCUAUCCGUGAAGCGAUGGAUUCGGAUAUUGGAAAAGAAGACAGUGGUGCUACCAGUGAAUCGCUGAAAACCGCCCUUCUGGUUAUGCUGAUAUCCUCCAUCACGUUCAUGAUCUCGUUCUACCCAUCUCUUUCCGUUGUCAGUCUUUUACGAGUCGUCUAG